Messenger RNA from Ilex paraguariensis (yerba mate), 435 nucleotides. Lineage: Eukaryota; Viridiplantae; Streptophyta; Magnoliopsida; Aquifoliales; Aquifoliaceae. The record is from the annotation of a GenBank genome assembly.
AUGGUGGUGGCCAUGAAGAUGAGUUUGACUAAGCUUAUGUUCCUGCUACCACUUUGCAUGUUCAUCUCUCAUAUCAACUGUGCAGUAACAAAAGAAGUUGAUGGUGAUGGCAUGACUCCACCCAAUGAUUGUACAAACUGCUCUUUAUGCCAGUACCCCUGCCACCUUCAACCACCACCACCACCACCGUCAGGAUACCCUUCUUAUCAACCGCCACCGCCACCGGAGUACCCGCCGUCGCCUCCGGCUGAAGGCAACUGCCCACCAGUUCCUGUUCAGUGCUGCCAAUAUGCACCUCCCAUGCCUUACACUUAUUACCCUGAUGGCAACUAUUCGGGUUCAUCGCCCUUACCUUUCCUGAUCAAGCCCACAUGUACCUUGUGGUCUUCUGUUAUUUUUGCAUUGUUGCUAUGUGGUUUUCUUUUCCAUGUUUGA